GGGCCCUGCCUCUGCCCCGGCAUGAAGGACCCCGAGACGCGCUUCGCAGGCCAAGCGGCCGCUGGAGAGGCCCGGGCGCGCCCGCGGCGGCGCGGACGCCAAGGCGCAGCGCAGGCCUCCCGCCGCCAGCGACGACCCCGCCCGGGUGCUCUUCAAGAAGACCACGCUGUGCCGGUUCUUCUCCUCGAGGAGACCUCCCUCGGCUGCGAGCGUGGGGCCGCGUGCCCUUUCGCGCACGGCAGGGGCGAGAUGCGGAGCAAGCCAGACCUCAAGAAGACGUCCUUGUGCAAGCUGUGGGCCAAAGGCCGCUGCCCGUCCGAGAGCCAGCAGUGCCCGUGGGCCCACGGCACCCACGAGCUGCAGAGGAUCCGGGCGCAGCCGGGCGAGCUCGGCGGCGGAGAGCAGGGUCUCGCGGACUGCCUAUCUGCGGUCGCCAGCGGGGACAGCGGGGACAGCUGCUUUAAGCUCGAUGGCCGUGCUGGGAAGACUGGCAGCAGUAGGCCGCACGGCGACGUCCCGGUGGUCUUCCUGGAGGCGUCCGCCCUGGGGGCCAGCUGCUCGUCCGACGACGACCUGGCCUGCGGCCGGCCCCGCGCGCGGGAGGCCCAGAAGGAGUGCCCGCGGUGCGGCAUGUGCGGGCACACGUCCACGGCUUGCUUCUGCGUGCGGUGCGGCUACGCCCUGGUGGACGGCGGCCAGCCCCCGUGCCAGCCGCAGGAGCCCGCCUCCCCGUGCCACGACGGGUGCUCCGCGCAGCCCGCGGCCGCCGCUGCCCCUGUCCUCCUCGGCGAGCCCUGGGUGGCCGUGCAGGGGCCGUGGCCCGUGGGCGCCUGCCCGCCGGGCAUGGUGAUGCUGAUGCCGGCGACGCCCCAGGGCUGGGUGCUCGUGCCGUCGCCAGCGCCAUUCGCGGGCGACCUGCCCGUACCGACCUGCCCGUCGCUCUCGCUCUGCGACCUGCCCGCCGCGGGCUGGAGCGGCGCCCUGCAUGUCGUCGCGCGUGCCAAGCGGGUGUCGCUGAGGGCUCCUCCACGGGCCCGCUCGCGCCCAGAUUGGCGGGGACGCUCCAGGCGAAGCGCCGGUUUGGGGCGGUGGGGCGUGCUGCUUCUCGGGGGCACCCGGGCACGACAGCGUGGCAUGCAUGGCGCGUAUGGUGCCCACGGGCGCGCUCGCGCCCAGGCUGCGGGGACCUCUCGUGCGAACUUUUCAAACCGGAUUGUUGCGCUUGGACUGAGCGAGUUUGAAGCCGGGGGCGGCAUACUUGCAGGGACAUCACCGCUUGAUGCUGUGAAGUUCAUCUUCAGUUUGUGCAUGACAGGGUCACCGCACCAACCCUGUCGAUUUGAAGUGUUGUUCCGCACGGAUGUCGUGUGCACAUUUUCACAUUCUUGCCACUCCAGGGGUUGA
Molecule: messenger RNA, 1404 nt
Organism: Prorocentrum cordatum
Lineage: Eukaryota; Dinophyceae; Prorocentrales; Prorocentraceae
Source: the annotation of a GenBank genome assembly